Molecule: messenger RNA, 2472 nt
Organism: Cottoperca gobio
Lineage: Eukaryota; Metazoa; Chordata; Actinopteri; Perciformes; Bovichtidae
Product: protein NLRC3-like
Exons: 6
Coding region: 119-2296 (725 amino acids)
Source: RefSeq, a predicted model, not a curated record
UGGGUCCAGGCUCAGUGUUACAGGUGCACUGGCCCCUCCCCAAACUGUCACUGACAGACGCCAUUUUCUCGUCGACAGAGCCGCAGCAGCAGAACAGGUAACUCUCAGACUGGAGAAGAUGAAUGAUUUAACAGAUGAGGAGGAGGACGGCUCAGUGUCUGCAGUCUCCAGCUGUCUGUCUCUGAAGAGUGACAGGUCUAUGAGACAACCUCUAACCUUCAGUAAUGAACCUGGACCCUCAGACACAAAAAAGAAGAGCAAAACUCCUGUUUCUGUGGAGGAGCAGCGGUCCAGCUGUGCUUUGUGUCAGGACGUCCUGAAGGAUCCAGUCUCUACCAGCUGUGCACACACAGAUAGAGGUCUGCAGGAGGUUUUAGAUGAACAUAGGAUCAGUCUGAAGAGGAGAUGUGAACGUGUGACUGAAGGAAGUGAAGAAACAGUGAGUAAAACCCUCCUCAACAGGAUCUACACUGAGCUCUACAUCACAGAGGGACUGAGUGAAGAGGUUAAUACUCAACAUGAGGUGAAGCAGCUUGAGACAGCUUCCAAGAAAAAGACCCUCCGUGACGCUCCAAUCAAGUGCCACGACAUCUUUAAAGCCUCACCUGACCAACAGGUACACAUCAGAGUCGCUCUGACGGUCGGCAUCGCUGGCGUUGGAAAAACCUUCUCCGUGCAGAAGUUCACUCUGGACUGGGCAGAGGGUUUGGAAAACCAAGAUGUCAGUCUGCUGAUUCCGCUUUCCUUCAGGGAGCUGAACUUGAUCAAAGCUGAGCAGUACAGUCUUCUCAGGCUGCUCCAUGUUUUCCAUCCAACCUUACAGAAGGUCACAGCAGAGACGCUCGCUGUCUGUAACGUUUUGUUCAUCUUUGACGGCCUGGAUGAAAGCAGACCUUCACUGGAUUUCCACAACAAUGAGGUUGUGUCUGAUGUCACACAGCAGUCAUCAGUCAACGUGCUGUUGACAAACCUCAUCAGCGGGAAUCUGCUUCCCUCGGCUCUCGUCUGGAUAACUUCCCGACCUGCAGCAACCAAUCAGAUCCCUCCUGCACGUGUGGACAGGGUAACAGAAGUACGAGGCUUCACUGACGUCCAGAAGGAGGAGUACUUCAGGAGGAGAUUCAGUGAUGAUGAACGGUCCGGCAGAAUCAUCUCUCACAUCAAGACAUCCAGGAGCCUCCACAUCAUGUGUCUGAUCCCCGUCUUCUGCUGGAUCACUGCUACAGUUCUGGACCACAUGUUGACUACAGACCAGAGAGGAGAGCUGCCCCAGACCCUCACUGACAUGUACUCACACUUCCUGCUGGUUCAGACCAAGAGGAAGAAGCAGAAGUAUGAUGAGGGACAUGAGACGAGUCCACGGGAGCUGACGAAGGCUGACGGGAAACUUCUUCUGAAGCUGGGGAGGCUGGCGUUUGAACAUCUGGAGAAAGGAAACAUCAUGUUCUACCAAGAAGACCUGGAGCAGUGUGGUCUUGAUGCCACGGAGGCCUUGGUGUACUCAGGAGUUUGUACAGAGAUCUUCAAAAGAGAGAGUGUGAUCUUCCAGAAAACAGUCUACUGCUUUGUUCAUCUGAGCAUUCAGGAGUUUCUGGCUGCAGUCUACCUGUUCCACUGUUACAGCAAGAGGAACACAGAGAAUGACUCAUCCCUGGAUGUCUUCCUGUCUGAAGCCAUGAAGAAAUCCCUCACAAGUAAGAAUGGCCACCUGGACCUGUUUGUCCGCUUUCUCCACGGCCUCUCUCUGGAGUCCAACCAGAGACUCUUAGGAGGCCUGCUGGGUCAGACACACAACAGUCCACAAAUGAUCCAGAGAGCCAUCAACACCCUGAAGGAGAUGAGGGGUGAAGAUACCUCUGCUGACAGAAGCAUCAACAUCUUCCACUGUCUGACAGAGAUGAAGGACCACUCAGUACAUCAGGAGAUCCAAGAGUUCCUGCAGUCAGAGAACAGAUCACAGAAGGAACUCUCUGAGAUCCACUGCUCAGCUCUGGCUCACAUGCUGCAGAUGUCAGAGGAGGUUCUGGAUGAGUUGGACCUGAACAAGUACAAGACGUCAGAGGAGGGACGACGGAGACUGAUUCCAGCUGUGAGGAACUGCAGAAAGGCUUUACUUUAUGGAUGUUACAUCUCAGAGACUGAUUGUGAAGUCGUGGCCUCAGCUCUGAAGUCCAACCCCUCCCACCUGAGAGAGCUGGACCUGUAUAUAAUAUCACUGAAGGAUUCAGUGGAGCUGCUGUCUGCUGGACUGCAGAGUCCAAACUGUAGACUGGAGACGCUGAGGUCAGUUCACUGACUGUAGCUCGUGUAGUAAAUAUAAUUGGCACAAUUUGCAGAAGGUGAAGACGUUGUAAUUAUUAUUAUUGUCUUCUUUAUUUUUCUAAUGUCUGAAUAUUGUGGAGAAUGACGUAAAGUAGAGAAAGUAAAUGUUUGACGGGACAGUUGUUGAGCUUCCACAGACUCACAUUGUGC